AAAUGACGUCGUAAUAGUUCCUCUCCAACCGCAGAAGUAGGGUUUUAGUGGAUUUGUUGUGCGUUUAUAAUUUUGUCAUCGAAUAAUGUUUAAUUGCCGCGAUUUAAAUGAAAGCAGCAGCACAUUACCACGUUUCGCGUAGUUUUUUACGCCAGAAAAGUCCCCGCAGCCAUUAAAUUCAAGGAGAUAAACACUGUAAAUCUACGCUUCAAAAUUCAAUUUGGAACGUUCUAAGUCACGACUUUUGACCAGGACGUUGAAGGCACCAUGUCGUUUCCCCUCCCCAAACCUCAGACCCCUCAGCUUCCUCAACAUCUUCUCCGAACCAUCGAGUGUCAACAAGGAGCCGUCAGAGCAGUGCGCUUCAACGUGGAUGGCCAGUACGUGAUCUCCUGCGGCGGUGACAAGUCUCUGAAACUGUGGAGCGGCAGCCGAGGGACACUGCUCAAGACCUACAGCGGCCACGGAUACGAGGUGCUGGACGCCGACGGGUCAUUUGACAACAGCAACAUUUGCUCGUGCAGUUCCGACAAGACGGUGAUCCUGUGGGACGUGGCCACGGGUCAGGUGGCUCGCAAACUUCGAGGACACGCCGCGAAAGUCAACUGUGUGCAGUUCAACGAAGAGGCCACGGUCAUCCUGUCGGGCUCCUUGGAUGGGACGGUGCGCUGCUGGGACACCAGGUCCCGCAAGAAUGAGCCUAUCCAAGUUCUGGAUGAGGCCCGAGACAGCGUCAGUAGUCUGAAGGUGUCCAAAUACGAACUGCUUACCGGGUCUGUGGAUGGCCGAGUAAGACGUUAUGACCUGAGGAUGGGGGACCUCCACGUGGACUUCCUCAACAGUCCUAUCACCUGUGUAUGCUUCAGUCAGGAUGGCCAGUGCACGCUCAGCUCCAGCCUGGACUCCACAGUUAGACUACUGGAUAAGAGUACGGGAGAAAUGCUGGGAGAGUACACGGGACACAAGAUGAAGGGAUACAAGCUGGAAUGCUGUCUGUCCUGCAAAGACACUCACGUCCUAAGCUGCUCCGAGGACGGACACGUCUACUUCUGGGACCUGGUAGAGGGUUGUUUGUCAUUGAAGCUUCCUGUGGGCAAAGCGGUGGUCCAGUCUUUGUCCUUUCAUCCUACACAGCCACGACUCCUUACAGCCAGCGAGGGCCGCGUGCAAUUUUGGGCGGCCGAGCCAGAAGAUCCCGACGGGGACGACAACGCCAUUACAACGUGAUUGACAUCUUCAACACAUCUGGAUAUUUGCAUUGAUGGUCGUAAGAUAGAAUUACUGGUACUGCGAAAAUGAACCACAACGAGCCUCAUGGACUUUUCAUGUUAGCCAGACGCUCAAAUGCAAUCUUUAGCUAGUGAAAACAAGGAUAAACAUUCCAUGUUCGUUAGUGAACGCAAAAA
Messenger RNA from Hippocampus comes (tiger tail seahorse), 1406 nucleotides. It is a transcript of the gene wdr83, whose product is annotated as WD repeat domain containing 83. Gene Ontology annotation, biological process: mRNA splicing, via spliceosome. The record is from RefSeq and is a predicted model, not a curated record. Gene Ontology annotation, cellular component: catalytic step 2 spliceosome. The transcript has 10 exons. Lineage: Eukaryota; Metazoa; Chordata; Actinopteri; Syngnathiformes; Syngnathidae. Bases 268 to 1227 code for a protein of 319 amino acids. Gene Ontology annotation, molecular function: protein binding.